AUGUCUUACUAUACUCUUGCAGAGGGCUGCCCCUACGCCAGAAAUGACACCAGCGUCCAAGUUCGGAAUGGCUCCGGUGGGGGUCUGGUUUUACUACAAGACACCCAGCUAAUUGAGACAUUGGCCCAUUUCUCUCGCGAGAGAAUUCCAGAGAGAGUCGUACACGCCAAAGCUGCAGGGGCAUAUGGUGUAUUUGAAUGCACCCACGACUGCACCGAUAUCACAUCAGCUAGUUUUCUGAACACAGUCGGAAAAAAGACAGAGGUUCUCUGGCGUGUGUCUACCGUGGGUCCUGAAAGUGGUUCUGCAGACACCACUCGUGAUGUUCAUGGUUGGGCUAUGAAGCUGUACACGGACCAGGGAAAUUUGGAUUGGGUUUUCAACAAUACGCCCGUGUUCUUUGUCAGAGACCCGAUCAAGUUCCCAUCCUUGAAUCGGUCCCACAAAAGGAACCCUCGGACUCACAGGCCAGAUGCAAAUAUGUUCUGGGAUUUCCACGUUGGGAACCCAGAAGGAAUCCAUGAACUCAUGCACUUGUUUAGUGACCGUGGGACACCAGCCUCACUGCGCCAUAUGAAUGCCUACAGUGGACAUACGUACAAGUUUACAAAAGAGGAUGGAUCUUUCAAGUACAUCAAGGUCCACAUCAAAUCCCAACUCGGCGUGAAAAACAUGAGUGCAGACGAAUCCACUCGCAUUGCUGGGGAGAACCCGGACUUCUUGCUCCAGGACGUAUUCGACGCAAUUGAACAAGGAAAUUACCCUGUUUGGAAUGUCUAUGUUCAAGUCAUGGAUCCCAAAGAGGCCGAAACCUACAAGUGGAAUAUUUUUGACAUGACCAAAGUCUGGCCUCAUCAGGACUUUCCACUUAGACAGAUUGGAAAGUUGACUCUAAACCGUAAUCCCCAAAAUUACUUCACCGAUAUUGAGCAGGCAUCAUUUUCUCCAUCAACCAUGGUUCCAGGAUGGGCUCCAUCUGCUGAUCCUAUGCUCCAGGCUCGGAUGUUCGCCUAUCCCGAUGCUGCCCGUUACCGUCUGGGCACAAACUACCAGAUGCUCCCCACGAACAAAGCGCGGGCGCCUGUCUAUUGCCCCUUCCAGCGAGACGGUUUUAUGAAUUUCUCCACCAACUACGGCGAGGACCCCAACUAUGUAGGUUCGUCCCUGCGACCAACUACAUUCGCCGUGAGUGCUACGGGAAAGCCGCUUGGAAGCACUAUUACCGAGCACGAAAAGUGGGUUGGAGAGAUCAGUAGUUUUACCAGCACGGUUCACCAGGACGACUUUGAGCAGGCAAGGGGCCUGUGGAAGGUUCUUGGGCGGGAGCCUGGCCAUCAAGACCGGUAUAUCUCGAAUGUGUCGGGCAAUAUCAAGAAUGUGACCAGCAAGGAGCUCCGGGAGAAGGUAUACUAUCUUUAUCACUGUGUCGAUCCUCAGUUGGGUCAGCGCAUCAAAACGGCCACAGAAGCACAAAUCGCAUGA
Messenger RNA from Talaromyces rugulosus, 1482 nucleotides. RefSeq lists its product as uncharacterized. The coding region runs from base 1 to 1482 and encodes 493 amino acids. Gene Ontology annotation, molecular function: heme binding; catalase activity. NCBI's taxonomy places the organism in Eukaryota, Fungi, Ascomycota, Eurotiomycetes, Eurotiales, Trichocomaceae. Gene Ontology annotation, cellular component: cytoplasm; mitochondrion; peroxisome. The record is from RefSeq and is a predicted model, not a curated record. Gene Ontology annotation, biological process: response to hydrogen peroxide; hydrogen peroxide catabolic process. The transcript is spliced from 11 exons.